GUCCAGUCGGUGGUCCGAUACUCUUUAAAUCGACAUCGUGAGGCUAUUGCAAGCAAAAACUCGGCCCUUGAGCUACCAAAAAUGGCUGCAAUUCCUGGGUCAACCGGGGGUCCGUCCAUGGAUCCCUUUAACAAGCUUCAUUCCGACACCGGUUCGUUGUUGCAUGAAGCAGAAUCGAAGCCCGAAUACCAAAAAGAACAAGAUGAAGCCAAGCAACGGCGUCUGGCUCAGGUGAUUGGUGACCAGCAACUGGCGCCCAUGACGAUCAACGAGCUUCGAAUCCACGGUGCGGUCAACACACGAACAAACUUCCUCGAUCCCAUUUUCCAACCCCUCAUUACCGAUGCCUCGAACGCAAGCUCGACUGUUGGCGAUGUCAUCAACAGUCUUCGUAUCGCAAGUAACAAGCUUGAUGGUCUACAAAUAUUCCAACCUCAACCCGAAGUCUACCUGACCUCUGCCCAACAGACCGAUCCCUCUACCUCCCCCACCGAUGUGAACGUUGAUAUCCGAGUUAAGGAACUGUCUCGAUUCAAGCUCCAAACUGGUACCGAUGUCGGCAAUGGAGAGGGUUCAGCUUAUGGUUCGCUAUUAUGGCGAAACAUGUUUGGUGGUGCUGAGAUGUUGACGCUUAAUGCAAAGGCUGGCACACGUACACGCUCAGCUUAUAGCGCCACCCUUACCGCACCUGUCAAGAGUAACCCCGACAUGAGGUUAUCGCUUGAGGGUGUGGCCUCAGCUGCCGAAAAACCAUGGGCUUCUCAUGAGGAGGUGCUCAAAGGCGGUACACUGCGAUUUUCGUGGCUUAAUCAACAACGCGACACACAGUCCGUUGAGUAUUCAGGCAUCUGGAGGCAGAUUACUGGUUUGGCCGAAAACGCCAGUCCAACAGUCCGUGCAGAUGCUGGUGACUCUAUCAAGAGCUCUGUCAAACACACAUUCUACAGGGAAAGGCGUGAUAACCCCCAGCUUCCUCAGAGCGGGUACAUGCUCCGAUCUGGACUUGAAGUAGCUGGUCUUGGUCCUCUUGCUGGUGAUGUUGCCUUUUCCAAGGGCGAGGUCGAAGUCGGCGGUGCCAUCCCAAUUCCUUUGCCAGGCAUUCGUGAGCGAACAGGAAUCUCCAUUGGUGGUGGAUUGAGACUUGGUUUGCUUUGCCCGUUGCCUCUUGGUUAUGAGUUUGCUGGAAAACUUCGACCUACUCGAAUCAACGAUCGCUUCCAACUUGGAGGACCAACAGAUGUUCGAGGUUUCAAGCUCGGAGGUCUUGGUCCACAUGAUGGUUCUGAUUCUGUCGGGGGCGACGUCUUUGCUGCUGGUAGUGUCAACAUGCUUCUUCCAGUUCCUUACAAGGGACCCGAUUCCGGUCUACGAUUCCAGCUCUUUGCUAAUGGUGGUCGUCUCGUUGCUCUCAAGGACAGCAAGAAGUCCUCCAGCAGUGGUUCCACGCAGGAGCUGUCCGGAACAGCUGUCCGAAAUGGGAUGGUGAACGCAGUUGGUGAGCUCUUCAACGGUGUUCCCAGUGUUGCGGCCGGUGUUGGUCUUGUGUAUGCUCAUCCUGUUGCCCGCUUCGAGCUCAAUUUCAGUCUGCCUUUGGCUCUCAGGAAAGGAGAGGCUUCAACGAAGGGGCUGCAGGUCGGCGUGGGAAUCAACUUUCUGUAAAAAAAGCAUAGAUAUCCUUAUGACGAAAUACCACUCUCAUGUUUCAAUUCUGCA
Molecule: messenger RNA, 1713 nt
Organism: Fusarium verticillioides 7600
Lineage: Eukaryota; Fungi; Ascomycota; Sordariomycetes; Hypocreales; Nectriaceae
Exons: 4
Coding region: 82-1659 (525 amino acids)
Biological process (GO): protein insertion into mitochondrial outer membrane
Cellular component (GO): SAM complex; outer membrane
Source: RefSeq, a predicted model, not a curated record